CGAAUGAACGGUCCCAGCGCUCAGUCGUAAUAAUCGUUGCAGUUUAGCCAACUGUGUUGGAGGUAUACAUGUGAAAACAAACCCAGCUCUCCAGAGGGAACACUGCACCGUGUGCGCAGGAGAAAACGAAAGAACGAGAAAGAAGAUAUAAACAGGUCUUACACUAUUGGAAGUCAGCUCGAGGCAGCGCAGCACACCUGUUUGUUAUUUGGUGGAUGGAAGGUGGUUAUUUCAGUGCAGGGGAAAAGCGUGCCAGGUGAAAAUGCAUAUUUAAUCAAAGCAAUUAAAAACCUACGAGUUUGCAUUUUAAUAGCAGUGAAAGGGGUUUGUGACAACGGAAUAUCGGUGUGGCCAACGGAAACGUGACAAAAUUUUUCACGAUCAGUGACGAAGAGUGCGUACGGGUUUAGAAAACUGCGCUUCAAAAAUAGAUCUCAUCCAAUACAGGCUGAAGAUCUCCAAGGAGCGGACGAGCGCAACAACAGUAAAGGCGUGUGCAUUGGGAAUUGUUUAGGGUGCGAGGAGAGGCAGCGAGAGAGAUCGCAAGAUUCCCGUUUUGUUUUGAGAGUGGUGCGGUGCAAAAGUGUCACACUAGUAAGUGGCGGAGUGUAGUUUUGAAGUCGCGGGAAGAGAAAGUUUCCUAUAAGUGUAGUCGAAGAGCCGCGUGGAACCGUAGCCAACAAUGAUGACCGAAACAGUGGUAACGGUGGAUCAGUCACAGGCAGCGCCGCCCAAUGCAACUCAACACGGCCAAGCCAAACCGGAUAACAGCCUGAACUGGAUAAAGUUCAACAUUCAAUACUUCCAGUCCAUCCCGGGGAUUUUGAAACUGGUGCAGCUGGUGUUCGGUAUCAUUUGUAUGGCCUGUGCGUCACCUGCCCUAAUCGGAGGCACACACUGGUUUCUGUUCGUCGUGGUCACAUCAUUCAUUGCCACCGUCCUGUGGAGUUUCGUGUACCUGCUCGGCAUUCGGGAAGUACUGAAUCUGCCAAUCAACUGGAUUCUGACGGAAUUGAUAAAUACGGGCAUUGCGACGUUCCUGUACCUGAUUGCGUUUAUUGUGCAGUUGGCAUCGUGGUCGAACUUGUACGGUUACUAUAGGAGUGCGAAUAUUGCUGCGGGGGUAUUCGGUCUGUUCAACUUCCUGGCGUACACGGCAGGAACCUACUUCCUCUACGUGGAACACAAAUCCAGCGGCGUGUAACCAGCAAAACGAUUGCGGCGCCACCAAAUUUCCAAGGACGUGACUACCUAGAAGGUUACAUCGAACACAGCUACAAAAUCACAAAACGCCAUCGUGUCAUCCGGGUAGACGGUGGACAUCGCGCAAAUUGUGCUAACAACAUCUACUUAGCGUUUAGAUGACAAACGGCCCUUCCGAAUGUUGGGCUAGAUCGCAAUACGGGCUUCCAAGUACACUGCUGCUACUAACGGCUUUAUGCCUGGGUGGUUGAUUAAAAGCGAAUGCAAAAUACAAAGUCAUUUUUAACAUAAAAAGUACACACACAAACUAAAUCACAAAAGAAAACUGAGUAACAAACAAAUUCGUGCAUUUCACAGUGUAGGCUCUGAACGUUAGACAUGUAUUCUUAUAUUUUCUUUAGCGCAAUCUUCUCUGUAAUCGUCUCAGCAGUCGAACACAGUUCCACACCAAAAAUUUACGUUCACAGCCUUCCUAAAGCGUUCUUAAAGCCAUUUGCAGACUAGGUUAUUGAAAAUUAGUUGAAAGUCGAAAUGUUUUCUUGCGUUAAAAAUUAUAAAUUAUUGAUUUGAAAGAGUUAUAAAACUAGCGUUAUGUAGGAGGCUUCAUUUUACAAUAUCUAACCUUCAUGUCGUGACAACACUGGAAAAGAUAGAAGGAGUCUACAGUAAGUUAACCUUAAACCAUCUUUAGCAGCGUAUCUGGUCGAGAGGAGAUAAAUCGAACAUUAACUAUUGAUUACGAUACAUAUUUUAUAAUUUCGAUGAAUAAAUGAUUAUUUAUGUUAUGGAUGAAUGUUCA
This is a messenger RNA of Aedes aegypti (yellow fever mosquito), 2002 nucleotides long. Its product is annotated as CKLF-like MARVEL transmembrane domain-containing protein 4. The coding region runs from base 683 to 1204 and encodes 173 amino acids. Gene Ontology annotation, cellular component: membrane. NCBI's taxonomy places the organism in Eukaryota, Metazoa, Arthropoda, Insecta, Diptera, Culicidae. The record is from RefSeq and is a predicted model, not a curated record. The transcript is spliced from 4 exons.